Cylicocyclus nassatus is the source of this 696-nucleotide messenger RNA. NCBI's taxonomy places the organism in Eukaryota, Metazoa, Nematoda, Chromadorea, Rhabditida, Strongylidae. The record is from the annotation of a GenBank genome assembly.
AUGUAUUCCGUCUCCUGUACUUCCGCUAAUGACUACAACCUGCGGCUAGCCGGUGGUUCCGAAGAUCACUCUAAGGCGGCGACUUCGUGGAAGUCAAAAAUGAAAUUUGAUGAGCUUCUUUUCAGCAACUUGGGCGAAAUUGGAAAGUACCAGAAAAUCCAGUUUUUUCUCGUAUGCCUUCCAACAAUCGUCGUCUCGAUGCACGCGCUCAGUUGGACCCUGGCCGCCGUCCCGGUGCCUUAUCGAUGUGCUCUACCAUCAGAAACUCAAGACUCACCUUACUACUCGAACGAUUCUCGUCUAAAGUUAAUUGAAUGCAAAGCUUGGGAUGAUACUCCCGUUCCGUUGAAUGCAUCCAGAAGUCCUAAAGUCCAUUGCUACUACAAGGAGAAAUGCGAAAUCGGUGGCGAGACAUGCAGCAAACAUGUUUUCGAUAGAUCAAGAAUAACGUAUUCAGCGAUGGACCGCUGGGAUAUCGUUUGUGCUCGUGGUUCCAUCCGUGCCCACGUGCAGCUGUUUUACUACAUCGGUCAAGCAAUAGGAUCUUUUGUGUUUGGCAUGCUUGGAGACAGGAUUGGACGUAAGAAGGUUCUCAUACUUGCUAUAGCCACACAAGUGAUAUCCGGUUUACUCAGUGUGGCUGCUCCUACUUGGUGGCUAUUUGGAUUCCUGCGGCGAGUUUCAACAUAUCUAUAA